Salvia miltiorrhiza (redroot sage) is the source of this 1309-nucleotide messenger RNA. RefSeq names its product protein ALP1-like. NCBI's taxonomy places the organism in Eukaryota, Viridiplantae, Streptophyta, Magnoliopsida, Lamiales, Lamiaceae. The record is from RefSeq and is a predicted model, not a curated record. The transcript has 3 exons. The coding region runs from base 1 to 1212 and encodes 403 amino acids.
AUGGAUAUUAUACGGCGUAAGAAUGCUUGUGUGUAUAUGGCCGUAGAGGAAAUUUUGCAUGAUCAGAUGAUGCAAAUUUCGGUCGUUGUCGAUGCUGUUGAUAGGGCAAGGUCCCAGAAACGUAAGCGUAGAGUUCUAGCUGUGCCGUAUGGGAUGCUGCAUAGAAUCCCAGAUCAAGUAAAGCACCUUAAUCGAAUUAUAGGUUUUAGCGAUGUCGAUUGUCUAACAAAUUUGAGGAUGGACCGAAAUACAUUCGGUAGGCUGUGUCUGUUGUUGAGAGACUUGUGUGGGCUGAAAAAUGGUAGGUUUGUGUCUGUGGAGGAGCAAGUUGCGUUAUUUCUUUCUGUACUUGCUCACCACAAAAAGAAUCGUGUUGUUAAGUUCGAUUUUUGGAGAAGUGGGCAGACCGUGUCACAUUAUAUUCAUGUUGUGCUGAGAGCUGUCUUGCGUCUCCAUGGUAUACUGCUGGUAAGGCCCACCGCGGUACAGGAAGCUUCAACCGACCCGCGUUGGAAAUGGUUUAAGGGUUGCUUAGGUGCAUUAGACGGCACAUACAUCAAUGUUAUGGUGCCAAAUAUUGAUAAACCGCGGUAUCGAACAAGGAAGGGACAGAUUUCAACAAAUACACUUGCAGUUUGUGACAAAGAUAUGAAGUUUGUAUACGUUUUGCCGGGAUGGGAGGGAUCAGCCGCAGAUGCUAGGAUUUUGCGCGACGCGUUGAACCGACCUAAUGGAUUGAAGGUGCCUAGGGGCUCUUACUAUCUCGUAGAUAAUGGAUACGCCAAUUCCGAGGGGUUUCUCGCACCCUAUAAAGGGGUUCGGUAUCAUCUCAAAGAGUGGGGACCUACAGCCGUAUGCCCACAAAACGCUCAAGAAUUGUUCAAUAUGCGCCACACGAAGGCUCGGAAUAUCAUUGAACGUGCCUUCGGUGUUAUGAAGAUGAGGUGGGGGAUUUUGAGGAGCUCUACGUUUUAUCCCGUGAAGGUCCAGAAUCGACUUAUUAUGGCGUGUUUUUUAUUGAAUAAUUUCAUUAGAACGGAGAUGGACGUGGAUCCUAUCGAACAAGCAUUCGAUAAUCUACCACAUGAUAAUGCUUUCAAUGAACCGGAGCACGGAGAGUAUGUGGAUGCAGUUGAGUCGUCUCCCGAAUGGGCUGCGAAGCGUGAUGCCAUUGCCCGAUCAAUGUGGCAAGAAUAUGUUGCAAUGCACUGACUUCAUUGGGAUAUAUAAAUUGUCGUGUCAUUUAUUUUUGAACCUCAAUUUCCAUUAUUUUGUGAGGACAAGAAAUUAUUGUUUGUGACAUUUUCUG